This is a messenger RNA of Parasteatoda tepidariorum (common house spider), 1961 nucleotides long. RefSeq names its product adiponectin receptor protein. The record is from RefSeq and is a predicted model, not a curated record. Gene Ontology annotation, cellular component: plasma membrane. Gene Ontology annotation, biological process: adiponectin-activated signaling pathway. NCBI's taxonomy places the organism in Eukaryota, Metazoa, Arthropoda, Arachnida, Araneae, Theridiidae. Gene Ontology annotation, molecular function: signaling receptor activity.
CAAAAAAAUCGGUUAGAGUAUGACGCACUCAGAAAGCUUCGUCUUACAGCGCAUGCGUUAAAGUAUCCCACACGCUUUGGAAGAAUGUAGAUCUUGUUUACCAAAUAGAUCUACCAAAUAGUAGAGUUCGAGCACGCGCACAGACUUCCCCAAUUGCCAGUUGACGUGAACUUACUCCGACCGUUUCGGUCGUCUGCUACCGUUCAGAAAAGAAAGCUGAAAACAAAACCGAUCAUAACCAAAUCACCGGUUAUAGUUUGUUGAUAUGGAGAGAAAAGCGCUUGAAAUGGGAACUCUUAAAAUUAAAUUGUAAUUUUGAAAAUCAUUACACCUGGAAUUGUUCAUAUUCUAUACAUCUAAAAAAAAAUUCUCUGUACUGUAAAAUUUGAGGUUAUUUGGAAUUGAUACAGUAUGGACUUUAAUGACAUUUUUGGACCCAGCUCAAGCCACCUGUGCCGUGAACGCCAGUUUACGUCUGACCCUGGAAAUUUGGAUCUCCCUACACCACAUGUCUUUUUAGAUGAUACAAGUAUUAGUGAUGCUAAUUUUUCAUUACCUGGACCAUCUAAAAAUGUUAUUUUUACUGAUAGUGAUCUGUCAUCAGAUGAUGAAGAUCUCAACUUAGAUAUUGUUGACUUAUCAUUGCCUGCUCGUGCAGCAGAACAGGCUGAACAUCUUGUUCGUAAAGUCUUAGAAGAAGCAGAACAGGCAGAGCAUUUAGUCAGAAAAGUUUGGGAAGAAGCUUGGAAAGUGUGCCAUUUUAGCUCUCUGCCAAAAUGGCUUCAAGAUAAUGACUUUUUACAUAGAGGUCACAGGCCACCUCUUCCUUCUUUUAAUGCUUGUUUUCGAUCCAUAUUUCGAAUCCAUACAGAAACUGGCAAUAUCUGGACUCAUCUUCUUGGUUGCAUAUCAUUUAUUGGAAUUGCUUUCUAUUUUCUUACUCGUCCUUCUAAUCAAAUUCAGUGGCAAGAAAAAAUAGUAUUUGCAACAUUUUUUGCUGGUGCAAUAGCUUGUUUAGGGAUGUCAUUUACAUUUCAUACUGUUCAUUGUCACUCAGAAAAAGUUGGGAAACUUUUUAGCAAGUUAGACUAUUGUGGAAUAGCCUUCUUAAUUAUAGGAUCAUUUGUACCCUGGCUUUAUUAUGGAUUCUAUUGUAAUUUUCAGCCUAAAUUGAUUUAUUUGGUACUUGUAAUAGUACUAGGUACUGCUGCGAUCAUUGUUUCCUUGUGGGAUAAAUUUAGUGAGCCCAGAUUUCGAUCAGUCAGAGCUGGUGUUUUUAUGGGUUUUGGAUUAAGUGGUGUUGUACCAGCUGUUCACUAUUUAAUUGCUGAAGGCUGGUUUAGAGCAGUAUAUCAAGCAUCUUUUGGAUGGCUGUGUCUUAUGGGUAUGCUAUAUAUUGCAGGGGCUUUAUGCUAUGCAUUACGUAUCCCGGAAAGAUUUUUUCCUGGCAGAUGUGACAUCUGGUUUCACAGCCAUCAAAUAUUUCAUAUACUAGUCAUUGCAGCAGCUUGUGUACACUAUCAUGGAAUUACAGAAAUGGCCAUGUAUCGCUUGACAAUGGGAGACUGUGCAGAAAAACCACCAGAUUAUUUUCCUCCUUAGUGAUGUUAGUAAUGGCUUUCGUUGUUGAAAAAUAUUUUUGUAAAUUUGUUUUGUUUAAUAUUGUAAAUUUUUUUUUAAGUCUUCAUUUGUUAUCCCACACAUUCCAUGUUAUUUUUUGUUGAUCCAUACCAAAUUGUUGAGUUAUUUUAUGUACAUGAAUCUCAUGAAAUUUGUAGAAGCUGUGAUCGAAACAUGUAGCUUGUCAUGUUUCUGCCUUAUUGAAAAAUUUAUUAGAGAAUAUUAUGAUAUUUAUAAUAAUCAUAUUUAAAGAGUGCAGUUGUAUGUUUCUAAAAAUUUGUAAGUUGAAUCAAUCAAAUUAUCCAAAUACAUUAGCAAUAAACUAUUAUUGAAGCAUGCAA